UGGACCGCGGCGCGGCUCGCAGAGGCUGCAGCCAUUGCACCGCGGAGCAUCCCACAUUCAACAGGAGGAGCCCGCGGGAGAGGAGCCCCGAGCCCCACGCGCCACAGCCACUGCAGCCCGUGCGCCCCGCGCCCCCGCGCGCCAUGGCCAAGGAAGGCGUGGAGAAGGCAGAGGAGACGGAGCAAAUGAUCGAGAAGGAGGCAGGCAAGGAGCCCGCGGAGGGCGGCGGCGGCGGCUCUCACCGCCUCGGGGACGCCCAGGAGAUGCGGGCCGUGGUGCUGGCCGGCUUCGGGGGACUCAACAAGCUGCGGGUCACCCGGAAGGCCAUGCCUGAGCCGCAGGACGGCGAGCUCAAGAUCCGCGUCAAAGCCUGUGGUUUAAACUUCCUCGACUUGAUGGUGCGACAAGGGAAUAUUGACAACCCUCCCAAGACUCCCCUGGUGCCAGGAUUUGAGUGCUCUGGGAUUGUCGAAGCUCUGGGGGACAGCGUUAAAGGAUUUGAGAUUGGGGACCGUGUCAUGGCAUUUGUCAAUUACAACGCUUGGGCAGAGGUGGUCUGCACUCCGGUGGACUUUGUCUACAAGAUCCCAGAGGACAUGAGCUUCUCUGAGGCUGCUGCCUUCCCCAUGAACUUUGUCACCGCCUACAUGAUGCUCUUUGAAGUUGCCAACCUCCGAGAAGGGAUGUCCGUGCUUGUACACUCGGCUGGCGGCGGCGUGGGCCAAGCUGUGGCUCAGCUGUGCUCCACUGUCCCCAAUGUGACUGUCUUUGGGACGGCUUCUACCUUCAAGCAUGAAGCCAUCAAAGACUCUGUGACCCACCUCUUUGACAGAAAUGCAGACUACGUGCAGGAAGUGAAAAGAAUCUCUGCAGAAGGAGUGGACAUUGUUUUGGAUUGCCUCUGUGGGGAUAACACUGGAAAAGGUCUCAGCCUUCUCAAACCACUGGGAACCUACAUUUUAUAUGGUUCGUCCAACAUGGUAACUGGAGAGACCAAGAGCUUCUUCAGCUUUGCAAAAUCAUGGUGGCAGGUGGAGAAGGUGAACCCCAUCAAGCUAUAUGAAGAGAACAAAGUCAUCGCUGGGUUUUCCCUUCUAAACCUACUCUUCAAACAGGGCCGGGCUGGCCUCAUUCGAGGAGUGGUGGACAAACUCAUUGGGCUCUACAACCAGAAGAAGGUCAAGCCCGUGGUGGACUCCCUGUGGGCCCUGGAGGAGGUGAAGGAGGCCAUGCAGCGGAUCCACGACCGAGGCAAUAUCGGCAAAUUAAUUCUGGAUGUAGAAAAGACCCCGACUCCACUGAUGGCCAAUGACAGCACGGAGACCAGCGAGGCAGGCGAAGAGGAAGAGGACCACGAGGGGGACGGCGAGAACAAAGAGAGGAUGCCUUUUAUCCAGUAAGCCCGGGACCCAGGCAGGAGGCUGUGAAGGAUGCUCUGGAGGAAGAGGAGCCGGCUGAGAAAACUCUUCCGUGCCCCCGUGAACAAAUGCUGUAGUCCAGUGCGUGUUGUGUUUGUCUGCAGUCAGCUGAGCUAAAAAGCUGUUGAUCACUGUUGUUUCUGAAAUUAAGUGCCAAGCCCACCCCGUGCAGUAUUACGUCCCUCCCACUCUGUGUGUUUCCCUGCCCCCGCCCCAUUUCCAAACCAUCCAUCCUUGGGUCCUCUACAGUUCUAGAACAGCCUUGCAAACUCAUCCCAGGCCACAGGUCCAAUGCUUAAGAGACCAGCCAGGGGCAAAGACAGGAUUGGACUGAAAGGUGUGAUCAGGGGGCGCCAUCCAGGUCCUAGAACUUUUUGCUGCCAGCCACCCAGGCUCCCAACAAGAGCACCUGCCAAUGUGGCUGGCAGAAAGAGGGCAGGCCAGGAGGUGGUGCCAUGAGCCAGUAAGUUUAAGAUCUCUUCAAGGAGUCCUUUCCUUCUUCCCAUUGAAGAGGCAACCUCCUGACAUUCAUUUGUUUCAUGGUCGAAAGGCUUCAGCCAUCCUUCUCUCAUCCUCUGAUGCUUGAUCCCUUCGCUGGUUCUUAACCAUAAACAUAGGGAAAGCAGUGUGGGUUUUUCAGGAUAGAAGAUGGGUCAACAGCAGAAGUGUGAGGACCAGCCACAGAGGUUCCGCCUCUGAAACCACAUCUCAUGAGCAGGCUCCUCUCUCCGCCUUAUGUAUUUCAUUUGAAUGUUAGGAAAAGGAGUUCCCGUCGUGGCGCAGUGGUUAACGAAUCCGACUAGGAACCAUGAGGUUGCGGGUUCGAUCCCUGCCCUUGCUCAGUGGGUUAAUGAUCCGGCGUUGCCAUGAGCUGUGGUGGGGGUUGCAGACACGGCUCGGAUCCCACGUUGCUGUGGCUCUGGUGUAGGCCGGUGGCUACAGCUCUGAUUGGACCCCUAGCCUGGGAACCUUCAUAUGCCACAGGAGCGGCCCAAGAAAUGGCAAAAAGCCAAAAAAAAAAAAAAAAAGAACGUUAGGAAAACUCACCAGGAGUGGGAUUAUUUCAGAAGUCAGCAUUGAGGCUUGCCUGUGUUCGUGCCAUGCUAUUGGCAUGGCGGAUGAGGCUAGUUUUGUUUCCUGGUACAGAACAGCCACCUGCACCUUGGACUCCCCCAAAGACCUCCUUUGGAGACCAUACUGGGGGGGGGGAAUCAGUGAGUACCUCUUUUUCUUGCCAAAGCACUCUCCAACCAGUAACAGACUCUAGUGAUACAAAAGGCUGAUGUGUCGUAGCUGAGGCCGAAGGCGCGCUCCUCUCCUCUGAGAUCUCAAAUUAUGGUGCAGACUUUUUGCAGGGCCCUGCUUGUUGGGAAUCAGGGACCAAACUACUUGCUGGCAUCCCCGUGAUUAACUUUCCAGCUCCCACACUCCGCCCCUGUGCCAUGUGACAUGACUUGAGGUGACCAGUUCCUCUGGAGGAAGAAAACGAGGCUCAGAGUCUCCACGGGGGAGUGGGUGGGGGGUGGGGGGUGGCUGGGGUCCCUCAUCCUCUCCUUCCGGUAUUGCUGUCCCAGAGGGUGGACGCCAUCACCACCAACGAGGCCAGAGACUCAACUGCACUCUGGAGGAUCUCCGAGGGUUCCUACAUUGCCCAGGCUCUCCACCAGUGAGUCUUAGGGUAGACCCCCCCCCCACUUCCCCCAGGGAUGGCAGUGAACGCAUUUCAGCGAUUGCCUCUUUUCCUCCCUCAGUCCGUUGGAAACAAAUGUCACCCCAUCACCCGUGUUCUGUUGUUUCCUAUCCUAAGCUUGUGCUGAUGACGGAUGCGUGCCAGGUAUGUAUCUGAAGGAGGUGUCUCCUCACUGUGAAGGUGCAUAUGAGCCGUGAAGACGGAGCAAAGCGUGUCUGCAAGGAAGACACUGACCUGAGGGUCCUUCCUCGUCCGGGACGCGCCAGCAUUGCCAUUUAGAAAGACCACAUGCAGGCUAUACACACCCUACCCACACACACCCCCAGCACUUUCACUAAAGGCUGUAUUAUUGGUCAUGUUUCUCCCAUAACCAAGCGGCCAAUGAGGUUCUUAAGAACCGCUAGCCAAGUGACAUUCCUGGUGAGCUGGACAGAGACGGCAUUUUUUUGGGCUGGGGGAACAAAAGACCCACUAGGCACAUCAGGGCUCUUCUCCAGGGGAGAGGGAAGGCUCCAUUCCGAACCCAGCUGACCUUCGUGAUGUCCAGAGGAUGAGCGUGAGAAGACAUUCUUCUCCAAAUCUGUUUUCUCAGCGAUAAGGUGAGGACAAUACUCUUAAGUUAGGCUGAAUAGUCCAAGAAAACCCUGUGUCUCCUUAGGAUGCAGAAGUAGAAGACACACUAGAGUCUGACCAAUAAGAUCAACUUAGGCCAUGAAGAAUAGGGAAAAAAAUAAAAUGUCCAAAUUAACCCUUCAACACAUUCUCCUUUGAAGCAUCGUCUUUGCUGUCACGUGGUUGGUUUUCUGAGGGAAGGGUCGAGAGUGUCUCAGGUUGCCUUAAAGGAACUGUGAAGGCUUCUCUGUAACUUCAGCUUGGUGGGAGUGAACGGAAACAUUGUCUCAUGUAUUUGUGGCUUUAGAGCUUUUGUUAUAUUGUGCCUACAAAGCAAAUUAUGUUUACAUAAAAAAUAUAAAUAAAGUAUUCAGCAUAGCAUAA
Sus scrofa (pig) is the source of this 4104-nucleotide messenger RNA. It is a transcript of the gene VAT1L, whose product is annotated as vesicle amine transport 1 like. NCBI's taxonomy places the organism in Eukaryota, Metazoa, Chordata, Mammalia, Artiodactyla, Suidae. The record is from RefSeq and is a predicted model, not a curated record. Gene Ontology annotation, molecular function: oxidoreductase activity; zinc ion binding.